Messenger RNA from Porites evermanni, 660 nucleotides. The record is from the annotation of a GenBank genome assembly. NCBI's taxonomy places the organism in Eukaryota, Metazoa, Cnidaria, Anthozoa, Scleractinia, Poritidae.
CCAAGUACUAGGAAUGGAAGUGUUCUGGUGACCGUUUACAGUGAUCACGUAGGAUGUGUUUGUGGCAGGUAUCGACAUGACAACAUAUGUAAACACUCUAUUGCUGUGGCUGCACGUCAAUCCAUUCUCUCCACCCACUUUAAUUUCCUCAAGAAGAAAUCAAAGAAAGGAAGCCGCACGGCCCUUGCAGAGUACGAUGUCAACAAGAAUACCGCAGGAAAGAAAGGGGCUAGAAAUAAAAACUCAUAUAGGCCGGAAACAUAUUGUAGCAGUGGAGUAGAACCAAGUAAUCAAGCAAGGCAGACAUUCACUGAAAUCCAUCAUAAUGAAAAUCAGUUUGUUUUGAUGUUCCUGCCACAAGAAGCCAGGACGUGCAAAUCAUGCGAAAUCGAGUUCUGUCAACGCAAGCAAGUCAUCCCAUUCAACAUGGUGUUUGCCCACAAAGAACGCUGGUUGUAUCCUGUUGAUGGCGAUUGGUCGAAAGCGAAAGCGUCAAAGAAGGAGACCAAUCGCUUUUAUCAUACUGCAAAGAAAUGCAUCAUUAAGAGAUUCCCCUAUUUCAAUUGGGAUUAUGUUGAAAUUCCGUCCCAUGUCGCUGAUUCUUUGAGUGAAUCGCACAGGAAGUAUCUCAGGAGCGAGUUUCAAGACGCUGUCGUAUAA